CGGGCGGGCUUCCGCUGUCCCGGGCCUUUGUCGCGGGUCGGCCACCUUGGGUCUGCGCCCGGCCGUGUUCUUACCUGGAUUCGGGGCUUUGGGUCCUGGGCUCGGUGGCCUGGGCCACAGGGCUGCCGCCACGAUGGAAACUUGAACUUUUCCAGAAUUCUCUCUAAAACUUUGCUGCUGUGGGAUCAAGAGAGGACACGUUAUACCCCAGGAUCUAGAAAUGGAGUUGGUGUCAUUUGAAGAUAUAGCUGUGGACUUCUCCUGGCAAGAAUGGCAAUACCUUGAUAUUGUUCAGCAAACCCUUUAUAGGGAUGUGAUGCUAGAAAACUACAACAGCCUGGUGUGCUUGGGGCACUGUAUGAGCAAACCAGAGUUGAUCUUCAAGUUAGAGCAAGGAUAUGCACCAUGUAGUGUACCAGAAAGCUCAGCUCAGAGGCAUCCAGCAGAACUAAAACCUCAAGUGAGUAUCUACUAUACAAAGCCUCAUGAAUAUAAACAAUUCCAGAAAUUUGUCUGUCACAAGUUACAUCCCACUCAUCAGAAUGCUCAGACAUGUGAGAAACCAUAUGAAGGUGAUGGAUGUGAGAAAUCUGUCUUCUGGAAGUCACAACUCACUCUUCACCAGAGAACUCAUACAUUUGGGAAGCCAUAUGGCUGUGGGGAUGCUUUUCUAAAGAAGACAAAUUUCAUCUUUCAUCAGAGAACCCAUACAGGUGAGAGGCCACCUGAAUGUGAUGAAAGUGAGAACAUUUUUCUCAAGAAGUCAGGUCUCACUAAUCAUCAGAGAACUCAUUUGGGUGACAAACUGUAUGAAUGCAAUGGAUAUGGAAAUGCUUUCUUCUCUAAGACCCAACUAAGUGUGCAUCAGAAAACUCACACAGUUGAGAAGCCAUAUGCAUGUAAUAGAUGUGAGAAAACUUUCUUUCUGAAGUCACAACUCACCAUUCAUCAGAGAACCCAUAUAGAUGAAAAACCUUAUGAAUAUAAUGAAUGUGGGAAAGCUUUCUCUCAGAAGUCACAAUUCUACAUUCAUCAGACAACACAUACAGGCAAGAAACUGUAUGAAUAUAAUGAAUUUCAGAAAAGUUUCUACCAACAGUCAGACAUUACUGUGUAUCACAGAACUCAUGUGGGAGGGAGACCCUAUGAAUGUCAUAGAUGUGGGAGAAUGUUCUUGACUAAGUCAUCCUUCAUUAUACAUCAGAGAAUGCACACAGGUGAGAAGCCAUAUCAAUAUAAUGAAUGUGGGAAAGCAUUUCAAAGGGAUGCAAAUCUCACUUUUCAUCACAAUACUGAUACAGAUGAGAAACCGUAUGAAUGUAGUGAAUGUGGAAGAGGUUUCUUUUACAAGUCACAACUCAGUGCUCAUCAGAUAAUUCAUACAGGUGAGAAACCGUAUCAAUGUACUGAAUGUGGGAAAGGUUUCUCUCAGAAGUCAUACCUCGCCAUUCAUCAGACAGUUCAUACAGGAGAGAAACCAUAUGAAUGUCCUGAAUGUGGGAAAGGUUUCUCUCAGAAGUCCUACCUCGCCAUUCAUCAGAGAAUACAUACAGGUGAGAAACCAUAUGAAUGUAAUAAAUGUGAGAGAGCUUUCUAUCGUAAGUCACACUUCAUUACUCAUCAGAGAAUACAUACAGGUGAGAAACCAUAUGAAUGCAAUGAAUGUGGGAAAGCUUACUUCAAUAAGUCAACAUUCAAUGUGCAUCAGAAAACUCACACAGGUAAGAAACCAUAUGAAUGUAAUGAAUGUGAGAAAGCUUUCUUUCGUAAGUCACAUCUCACCAUUCAUCAGAGAACACAUACAGGUGAGAAACCAUAUGGUUGUAAUGAAUGUGAGAAAGUUUUCUCUCAUAAAUCACACCUCACCAUUCAUCAGAGAACACAUACAGGUGAGAAGCCAUAUGAAUGUAAGGAAUGUGAGAAAGCUUUCUCUCAUAAGUCACACCUCACUACUCAUCAGAGAACACAUACAGGUGAAAAACCAUAUGAAUGUAAUGAAUGUGGGAAAGCUUUCUUCAGCAAGUCAGCACUCAGUAUGCAUCAGAAAACUCACACAGGUGAGAAACCAUACAAAUGUAACGAAUGUGAGAGAGCUUUUUCUCGUAAGUCACACCUCAUCACCCAUCAGAGAACACAUACCGGUGAGAAACCAUACGGAUGUAAUGAAUGUGAGAAAAGUUUCUCUCGUAAAUCACAACUCAUCAUGCAUCAGAGAACACAUACAGGUGAGAAACCAUAUGCAUGUAAUGAAUGUGAAAAAAGUUUUUCUCAUAAGUCACACCUCAUCAUUCAUCAGAGAACACAUACAGGUGAGAAACCAUAUGAAUGUAAUGAAUGUAACACAAGUUUCUCUUGCAAGUCACAACUCACCAUUCAUCAGAGAACACAUACAGGUGAGAAACCAUAUGAAUGUAAUGAAUGUAAGAAAGGUUUCUCUUCCAAGUCACAACUCACCAUUCAUCAGAGAACACAUACAGGUGAGAAACCAUAUGGAUGUAAUGAAUGUAAGAAAGGUUUCUCUUGUAAGUCACACCUCAUCAUGCAUCAGAGAACACAUACAGGUGAGAAACCAUAUGGAUGUAAUGAAUGUGAGAAAAGUUUCACUCGUAAAUCACACCUCAUCAUUCAUCAGAGAACACAUACAGGUGAGAAACCAUAUGAAUGUAAUGAAUGUGAGGAAAGUUUCUCUUGUAAAUCACAACUUACCAUUCAUCAGAGAACACAUACAGGUGAGAAACCAUAUAAAUGUAAUGAAUGUGAGGAAACUUUCUUCCAUAAGUUACAACUGUUCAUUCAUCAAUGAAGACAUACAGGUGAGAAACUGUGUGAAUAUAAUGAGUGUAGAAGAGGUUUCAAGUUACAAUGCACUGCACAUCAGAAAAUUUACACAGGUGCAAAAACAUAUGCAUGCAAUAGAUGUGAGAAAUCUUUCUUCUGGAAAUCACACCAAACCACAUUUGGGUGAGAAAUCAUGGGAAUGUAAUGAAUGUGGGAUGGCUUUCAGCCAGAAGUCAACCCCUUCUCUAUUCAUCAGAGAAUUCUCAUAAGUGAGGAGCCAUAUAAAUGUAAUGAAUGUUGGAAAGCUUUCUUCUACAACUUACCACUCACCAUACAUCAGCAAAUUUACACAGUUGGGAAGAUGAAUAAAUAUGUGAAAACUCUCUUGUGGAAGUCACACCUUAUCAUUCAUCACAAAACACAGAGUUGUGAAGCCAUAUUAAUGUAAUGAAUGUGAAAAAGCUUUGUUCUGGAUGUCAAACAUAACUAUACAUCAGAGAAUCCAUACAGAUGAUAACUCAUAAGAAUGUGUUUAAUGUAGCAAAGCUUUCUUCAAGUCACAAGUCAGUGUACAUUAGGAACUCUUUCAGUUGAGUUGUCUUAUGGGUAUAAUAAAUGUAAAAGGGUUAUCUAUUGGAAACUGUUGCUUAGGAACCCUGUAAGUGUACAGAAUGCAAAGGGAAAUUUCACUGCAAGUCAAACAACACUGUACAUGUGAGAACUCAUACAAGUGAGAUAUCUUGCAAAUAAAAAACAAAGUAUUUUU
This is a messenger RNA of Jaculus jaculus (lesser Egyptian jerboa), 3544 nucleotides long. RefSeq names its product zinc finger protein 585A-like. The transcript is spliced from 5 exons. The coding region runs from base 221 to 2803 and encodes 860 amino acids. Gene Ontology annotation, biological process: regulation of transcription by RNA polymerase II. The record is from RefSeq and is a predicted model, not a curated record. NCBI's taxonomy places the organism in Eukaryota, Metazoa, Chordata, Mammalia, Rodentia, Dipodidae. Gene Ontology annotation, molecular function: RNA polymerase II cis-regulatory region sequence-specific DNA binding; DNA-binding transcription factor activity, RNA polymerase II-specific.